UGGCCGACGAGUACCGGUCGAUUUGGUUUACACACGCGGUCUCGUAUGACGACGGCGGGCCAGCCGAUCGCUUAUACGUCGAUUCAUGCUAAAAUAGCCUCGUCGCACUGGUCUUCGACAUCCAAUCUCCAAAGUCCGAUCGUGUCGUUUAAAGUAAAAAACAUUCGUCAGCAAAACGUCGUCGUAACACUCAGUCCGAGCUCGCGGCACAAUCGCAAACGCCUCACACAAGUGGCGUUUACCUACUUUAAAAUAUAAUAUACACUUACGAUUCUCACACAAAUUUAAAUCACACUGAGUAUACAAUGAUUACUUUUGGACAACAUUUUGCUAUAUCGUUGGCUACUCAACAGCACAAGAAUAAAAAUCAACCUGAACACCAAGAUCAUCAAAAUCAACAAGAUACAUCACCAGGCGGAGUUAAUAUACUAUUGGGAGGGGUAAUGAUGAGUAGCAUGAUAUUAUUUAUUUUGUGGAUGUGUUAUUGUUGUCGAUGGAAAGACAAUAAGUUUGAUUCGACAACAUGUGAUGAACAACCACAACCUUUUUGGAUUGAUGUUAAUUCAAACACUUACUAUGAAGCACUACAAUGGUCUUUACAACAAGAAUGUUGUGAAAUACCAGAAACAUAUUGUUCACCAGAGAUCAUGCAAGAAACACCACCAAGAUACGAAACCGUAAUCACACCACCACCUGGAUAUGAGGAUGUGAUAAGAGAAAAUUACAAGAAGAAAAAAUCUUUAUUGGAUAUCACAGAAAAUAAUAGGAUGCAUACCAUUUGACCACAGUUGUUUUAAGCUUAUAUUAUGUAUCCACAUACAUACUUGCAUUAAGUUAAUUACACUAGGAAUUACAGGGAAGUAGAAAAUCUAAGCAGAUCCGUUCAUCAUGUUCUGUACAAUUUUACUUUAUUGUUUUUUGUAAAAAUAUAUCAUACAUUGUACUUAUAAAUUAUAGUUAUUAGAUGAAAUUUGGUAUGUGUUUUAGUAUAAAAAAAAUACCAAUAGAACAUUUUUUUUUUCAAAGUUGUCAUAUUAAGAUUUUAGAAUUCUUCAUAAAGAGUUGAUAUAAAAUUG
Messenger RNA from Myzus persicae (green peach aphid), 1076 nucleotides. RefSeq lists its product as uncharacterized. NCBI's taxonomy places the organism in Eukaryota, Metazoa, Arthropoda, Insecta, Hemiptera, Aphididae. Bases 306 to 782 code for a protein of 158 amino acids. The transcript is spliced from 4 exons. The record is from RefSeq and is a predicted model, not a curated record.